Molecule: messenger RNA, 207 nt
Organism: Aspergillus pseudonomiae
Lineage: Eukaryota; Fungi; Ascomycota; Eurotiomycetes; Eurotiales; Aspergillaceae
Product: RNA recognition motif domain-containing protein
Exons: 3
Coding region: 1-207 (68 amino acids)
Molecular function (GO): RNA binding
Source: RefSeq, a predicted model, not a curated record
AUGUCUACCAAACUUUUUGUCGGAGGCCUUGCUUGGCACACAACUGACGAUGCAUUGAGGUCUGCAUUCGGGGAAUACGGCACUAUUGAAGAAUGUAUGGUGGUUAAAGACCGAGAAACACAGCGAAGCAGGGGGUUUGGCUUCGUUAGAUAUUCCAGCGCAGAAGAAGCACAGGCAGCAAUUGAUGGGCUUAAUAACCAGGAGUAA